Messenger RNA from Hippoglossus stenolepis (Pacific halibut), 4434 nucleotides. RefSeq names its product coiled-coil domain-containing protein 171-like. Lineage: Eukaryota; Metazoa; Chordata; Actinopteri; Pleuronectiformes; Pleuronectidae. Bases 140 to 3640 code for a protein of 1166 amino acids. The transcript is spliced from 22 exons. The record is from RefSeq and is a predicted model, not a curated record.
GGACGAUCCCCAUUGGCCAGACAUCCAGCCAAUCAAAACGUCUUGCGGAAAUGACGUAUGGACGCUAAAGAUGGCGUCAGUUUCAAACCGCUCCGGACCGAAUGUUAUUCCUCACUGAUCUCUGCUCAAAGAAGCGGAGAUGCAGACCGGACCAGCGGAGAGGAGGAGACAGGCUGGCCGGGGCCGGCGAGGGGAGAGCGGCCACGGCCGAGCAGAGCCGCGGGGGAACCAGCCGGUGGUCCCGGUCACAUGUGCCAGGAGGUCCGGGGAGGAGGUGGUGAGGCCGAAAGAAAUCAUCACCGACAUGAAACAGAGAGACAAACAGACAGGAGGAGGAGAGGAGUCGGAGGAUGAGGAUGAGGAGCGAAGGAGAGGAAGAAGGAGGGUUGUCAGGGGUAGGAGGGCAGCGUCAGAGGGGCGUGAGUGGAGCGAGGAGACGGGGAGGCUGAGGUGGAGGAUCAACGAGCUGGAGAAGGAGAAACUGGAGCUGACAUCCACCCACAACCAGGAGCUGUGUAAGCUGCAGGCGGCGUUAACUCGGUUCAGGUCAUCAGUGGAGCGAGGUGAAGCUCAGAGGGUGGAGCUUCAGUAUCAGCUGACUGUGAGUCAGAGAGACGCCGAGCGAGUGGCCGAGCUCAGCAGAGACAAACACAGUCUCACAGAGCGAGCAGCAGAGCUCCAUCAGACGGUGCACGAUCUACAGAAAGCUCUGGACAUCACCCGACAGGCUCGAGAGGAGGACCAGCAUGCUUUGCAGCAGGAGGUCGAGGAACGAGAUAAAAUGAUUCAAAGUUUCAGCUCCGAGAACCAACAACUGCGACAACUACUGCAGGAGCAGGAGGAGGCUCUGCAGGAGUCAGAGACGAGGAUAGCAGAGGUGAAGGAGGAUGGAGAGAAGGAGGCCGAGGUGAACAGACGACAAGCCGGGGAACUGAAAUACCUGAUGGAGAGAGAGGAGAGGAGCAGGAGGGAGAAGGAGGUGUCGGAUCAGAGGGUGAGGUCUCUGGAGUCGAACAUCGAGGCGGAGCGAGCGGCUCACCUGGAGUCAAAGUUCAACUCUGAGCUCAUCCAGCUGCGGGUGCGAGACCUGGAGGCGGUAGUGGCGGUGGAGAGGUCUGGCCAGCAGGAGGCGCAGUCCAGCCUGGAGAUGCUAAGGACUCAGUUCAGAGAGGUAGAGAGAGCCUACAGCCUGGAGAGAGAGAGGAGCAGCAGCUCUGAGCAGCUUCUGGAGCGGUUGCAGGCAGAGUACGAUCAGUAUAAGUCUGACCUCACCGUUGCUCUGGAAACGGAGAGGAUGAUGACCUCUGACCUCACAGAGAAGCUGGAGGAGGAAAAGAAACGACACAGUGACAUACGCUCACUGCUGGAACAGGCAGUGAAGACUCAGUCUGACACUGAGGAGUCUCAAAUGAACUUUGUGCAGAAGAUCGGAGAGACACUCCACCAACACAUCAACACAGGUGAACACACACAGGUCACAGGCUGUUGUUCCCCUGCAAUGCAUGAUGGGAAACCGAGUCCUUCUGCUGAGCUGCUUCAGCUGCUGAAGACGACGCUCGUCACAUCUCAGCUCGGACUGGAGGAGACGGAGAAACAGGUCCAGGAUCUACUUCUAAUGAACGAAAGGCUGCGGGAGGAGAACCACACCCUGCAACAGCUGAGCUCAGAUCAGAGCAGACAGAUCCAGGUGUUGGUCAAACUGGAGGAGGAGGUGACUCGUCUUCGCCAGGAGAGCUCUGAUUGGUCAACGCAGAGCCGCGGUCUGCAGGCCGAGCUGCAGAGAGAGAGAGAAGAGAGGGCGGCUGAGAUCCAGAAGAUGACGAACAACUACGAGAACGAGUCAAAGGCUCGUCUGUCCUUCCUUCACUGUCUCUACCAGCGCCUCCUGGCGGGCUGCAUCCUCCUCACUCAGCCCCACUGCAUCCUGGGUAAUUUCACCUGGACGGAGCUGUGUGAUGUCAUCAGCGAGCAGGUGGACCGGCUGAGCUCGGACCUCCACAAGGCCAACGACAAGAUCGACCGCCUAAAGAGCGCUUGCGAGAAGAAGAGCGUGUGCAUACGUGAGCUGCAGCGCCAUCAGCAGCGCGCGUUGUCUCGUCUGGAGGAGGGCGUGAGGAGGAGGGAGGAGGCCUGGAGCAACCAGCUGACGCAGCUGCAGAACGAGCUGCAGGUGAGUCGCUCUCAGUGCGACUCUCUACGUGAUCACGUCUCCUCUUUCGAGCUCCACCGCUCCUCCCUGACCUCCGACCUCGCUCGGCUCCGGGGUCUCCUCUCUAAAAGCCGCAGGGAGUCGGCCUCCCUCCUGUCGGCCUGCACCCUGCUGGCCGGGGCAUUGAAACACACCCACCACCACCUGCGGACGCUCUGUGAGCAGAAACGCCUCCUGUGCAGACGCCUGGCGGAGAGGGAGGUGCUAGAAGAGGAGGUGAGGAGGCUGGCCAACGCUCUGGGCGACGAGGAAGACGACGAGGAGGAGAGAAGAGGGAGGAUGGCGGUGAGGAGGUGGAGGAGGAGCGUGUGGGCGGUGUUGGCUGUGAGGAGGUGGUGCACACUGGCUAAAAAGACGACGGUGUUGUUGCGGGUGGAGAGAGGAGGCGGGGCUCCGGCAGUGUGUGUCUGUGGAGAGACGGCUACGGCAACACUGAAGGUUCAAAACAAACCAGAUGAUGACGAUGGUGGUGAUGAAGGUCGUGAAGGCGUGUGCGCUCGGUGGCUUCGCUCUAAAGGCCUCUCCUCCACCAUCAUAUCCUGCAUGGCCGACCUGCAGGGGGCGCUUGCACACGCUGACUCCGCCCCCCCAAAGGUGAUGUCUGCAGCUCAUUCGGGUUUGUCCCGCCUCCUGGAUCACCUCCUCAACCAAUCGGACACAGUGUCCUGCAGAUUGACACCCCCGCAGCUGAACUUGAAGGCCCUGGUGUCCACCCUCCAGCAGCACUUCCUGCUCUUCAGCCAACGGCUGCACUCGGCCGAGGUGGAGAGGCGGAGUCUGAGGCUGGAGGCGGCCAAUCUGAAGAGGGACGGCGACGGGAGGGAGACACCUGCCAGAUGGCUGUGUGUGUGUGUGCAGGUCCCGGCUGAGCGUUUCCACAGCGUGUGUGUGGAGCUCCGUGAGGCUCUGACCAGAGAGCGGGAGGCUCAGUCGUUGAUCCAGGAACAAACUGACCGGCUUCACACGCUGCAGCUGCAAGUGGACGCACACACCCAUGAGCAAAGCGACGCACAACGCACUCUGAGCCACACCACACAGGUUCUGUUUGAGGCUCAGCAGGAGGUGAGUCGGAAGGAGCGCUCGCUGAGAAUUCUGGGUAAACACCUGUCAAGUGUUCAGAGUGAGAGGAAGCAGCUGGAGGAGAGACUGCAGCGAGCUGAGGACGAGCUGAGGGACGCCACCAGACAUAAAGAUGAACUGAUCAGCGACAUGAAGGCUGCAGAGAUGAGCGACAAAAAGGUGACGGCGUUUCCUGAUGAAACCUCCCUGUUCACUGGGCAGGAGGCGGAGUUUAAACCAUCAGGCCCCUCCCACCACAACCAGGCACCCUCCUCCUCCCCCCUCACCAAACCCCCAGAGGCCAAAAUGAAGGAGAAGAAAACCACGAAGAAGAAGAACAGAGGACACGUGAAGAGCGGCGGGAGGAAAUAGACUGUGUGCGAACUGUUCACCCCCAGUCCUGGAGGUCCUUGAACACUUGACAGUUGAAAGUUUCAAACUCUUUGAGCUGAAGCUUUGGAAAGUUACGGAACACUUUGGAUAUCGUGCGUUUAGGUCCUGCAAAAAUGUGAAGUUGAUGUAAACAUUCAGACAAUUAAAACUUUAUUUAUAUGAUUUUUUUUAGAAACAAAAGCAUUUUUCAAUAUGAUUUAGUUUUUUUAACUUUUUUUCUUUCACCGCAAAUGCACCAUAUGGUCGUCAGACGUCUGUCAUCAACCAGCUGUGUGUGUGUGUGUGUGUGUGUGUGUGUGUGUGUGUGUGUGUGUGUGUGUGUGUGUGUGUGUGUGUGUGUGUGUGUGUGUGUGUGUGUGUGUGUGUGUGUGUCACCAAAGAAUCUGGAAACGUUGACGAGCAAAAGUAAGAAAAGUUUAAACCAGAAGAAAACACUUUUAUUUCUGCUGCAUCAGCAUGACGACCCUGCGUGCGUGUGUGUGUGUAGUCCUCAGGCUUUGCCUCUGAAUUUCUAUUAAUGUGCAUAUACAGAAAAACAUCCUCACGCUCACACACCCUCAGGCUGUGUGUGUGUGUGUGUGUGGAAACGUCAUUUACAAAGUGACUUAAGCUGCUGUCACACACACGCGCUGGUUUGUGCUGAUUCUGAGAAAUCUCUCUUUUCCUCUGGAGAUGUUUGUUCCUCCUCAGACGUUGGUUCAGAUUCGACUUGUUUCUCUUCAUUGCUUGAAACAAAAAAAUAUUAAAAUGAAUCUUGACAAAAUCUUCACAAA